Messenger RNA from Ilex paraguariensis (yerba mate), 640 nucleotides. Lineage: Eukaryota; Viridiplantae; Streptophyta; Magnoliopsida; Aquifoliales; Aquifoliaceae. The record is from the annotation of a GenBank genome assembly.
AUCCCCCCGCCCUCCUCUCUCUCUCUCUCUCUCUCAGGCACACCUACCACACCCACCGAAAGCUUCAGGACUUGGAAUCAAUGGAGCUCACACUGCAACAGCUCAAACAAUACGACGGCACGGACCCAUCAAAGCCCCUAUACGUGGCCGUCAAAGGACGCAUCUUUGACGUUACUGAAGGCAUGUCCUUCUACGGGCCCGGUAAGGACUACUCAAUGUUCGCUGGCAAAGAUGCCAGCAGAGCUUUGGCCAAGAUGAGCAAGAACGAAGAAGAUGUUUGUGCCAGUCUCGAGGGACUAUCGGAGAAAGAGAUCGGCGUGCUUAACGACUGGGAGAAGAAGUUUGAAGCUAAGUACCCUGUUGUCGGAAAUGUUGUCUCCUGAAUAAAUCAAUGAUGUAUAUUGAGUAUGUAUGGUUGAAAUGUUGUUAUAAUGCCCUUUUUGGGUUUGUUUUGGAUCUGGGUUUGUUAUGGCAUCUUGUGUCCAAUAAUGAAUGAUUGGUGUUGCUUGUUUUUGGCUAAUGGUGUAAGGGAUUGCCUACUUGCAUAAAUAAAUGGAGGUUGUGUUAAGUUUCAGAUUUAUUAUUCUUAUAUUGAAAGCCGGGGUUAUUUAUCUGGAGUUUGGGACUUCUGAUCUGUGCG